This is a messenger RNA of Colletes gigas, 1837 nucleotides long. RefSeq names its product dihydrolipoyl dehydrogenase, mitochondrial. The transcript has 7 exons. Gene Ontology annotation, cellular component: oxoglutarate dehydrogenase complex; mitochondrion. The record is from RefSeq and is a predicted model, not a curated record. NCBI's taxonomy places the organism in Eukaryota, Metazoa, Arthropoda, Insecta, Hymenoptera, Colletidae. Gene Ontology annotation, molecular function: flavin adenine dinucleotide binding; dihydrolipoyl dehydrogenase (NADH) activity. Bases 146 to 1675 code for a protein of 509 amino acids.
CGUAGCCAACGAUACAUCGAAUUUUCAAGCUCGGACGAGUUAGACGAUAUUGAAAUAACCGGUAGCGCUUGCAUUAAUACUGCCGUUAGGCCUUUAUCUUUUUGACCCCCUUUAUAUCACAAAGUAAAGUAUUCUACAAGACAGUAUGAUGCAAGCUAAUUUUUGGAAUAUAGUGACUGCCUCUGUCAGACAGCCAAUAUGCGUCAAGCGUGUUGUACCUGGCUUGACAGCUGCACAGCAACGCAACUACUCCAGCACAGUGGAAGCAGACAUUGUGGUAAUAGGUGCAGGACCUGGUGGCUAUGUAGCAGCAAUUAAGGCUGCGCAAUUAGGAAUGAAAACCGUCUGUGUGGAAAAGAAUGAAACAUUGGGUGGCACCUGUCUCAAUGUUGGAUGCAUUCCGUCGAAAUCUCUGUUAAAUAAUUCACAUUACUAUCACAUGGCGCAUGGUGGAGACUUAAAAAAUCGUGGUAUCAUAGUCGAAAAUGUUAAACUUAAUCUUGACAAGCUAAUGGAACAAAAGCGUAACGUAGUGAAAGCUUUAACGAGUGGUAUCGCCGGUCUCUUUAAGAAGAACAAAGUCGAAUGGGCUAAAGGCCAUGGAAAAAUUACCGGUCCUAAUCAAGUGACCGUACUUGGUCCAGAUGGGUCAGUGUUAAGCACAAUUAAUAGUAAAAACAUUUUAAUUGCAACUGGCAGUGAAGUGACACCGUUCCCUGGUAUAGAAAUCGAUGAGAAACAAGUUGUCUCUUCUACCGGUGCUUUAUCCCUGACACAGGUACCUAAGAGACUCCUAGUAAUCGGUGCUGGGGUCAUCGGGAUGGAAUUAGGCUCUGUCUGGCAAAGGUUGGGCGCGGAUGUAACGGCCGUUGAAUACGCGCCGUACAUCGGCGGAGCAAGUAUCGACGGUGAAGUUAGUCAAACGUUACAAAAAAUUCUAAGCAAACAGGGUGUGGGUUUUAAAAUGGGAACGAAAGUCACUGGCGCCUCGCGAACGGGCGGCGAAAUUGUAGUUUCGGUCGAGAGUGCAAAAGAUCCUAGUAAAAAAGAGAGUCUGGCGUGCGAUGUUCUUUUACUAUCCGUCGGUAGGCGGCCGUACACGAAUAAUUUAGGACUAGAAGAUAUGGGAAUUGAGAGGGACGAGAAGGGCAGGAUUCCCGUAAAUAACAGAUUCCAAACAGUAGUACCUUCGAUAUUCGCGAUUGGGGAUUGCAUUCAUGGACCAAUGUUGGCACACAAGGCAGAGGAAGAGGGUGUGAUUACGGUUGAGGGCAUCACUGGAGGCGCCGUUCAUAUCGAUUACAAUUGCGUACCCAGUGUAAUAUACACGCAUCCCGAGGUUGGCUGGGUAGGCAAAACGGAAGAGGACUUGAAGAAGGAGGGUGUCGACUACAAAGUUGGCAAAUUCCCCUAUUUGGCGAAUUCUAGAGCAAAGACGAAUUUAGACACGGAGGGCUUUGUAAAAGUACUAGCGGAUAGCAAAACGGAUAAAAUAUUAGGCGUUCAUAUGAUCGGCGCGGUCGCUGGUGAACUUAUUAACGAGGCUGUUCUGGCCAUGGAGUACGGAGCAAGCGCAGAAGACGUUGCGAGAACAUGUCACGCGCAUCCGACGUGCGCCGAGGCUUUGAAGGAAGCUAACUUGGCUGCGUACUUUGGAAAGCCCAUCAACUUCUAAAUACUUCACCGCAAAAUUCAAGAGAGAUUUAUGAACUUUGACUCAUCGUAGCUUCGAUCUAGUCUACGUCCCCAUGUCACGUUGCGUUACACAUUUAGCGCAAAGUUUCAACAUCGCUUAAUAACAUAAGAAAAGUUGUAAAUAAAAGUCUAAGGCAAUUUA